CUUGCCGAGGCUUUGUCCAGAACGGAGUCCUCCCGUGUGCUUCUGCGUUGCUUCUCCCGUGUGCUUCUGCAUUGCUUCUCCCGUGUGACCAUUGCAUCGGAUGGACCCUCACCCUCCUGCUGUUCUCUUGCAGCCCAACCUGCUCACCCACAGCCUGGCCCGGACGCAGUCCUCGUCCUCCCUGCCUGACUACAGCCUGGGCGCCCCCCCGUUGCCCCCCUCCCGGGGGGACCCCUCAGACGUUACCUCAGCGGGGAGACACCGGGGACGCUCUCAGUCUUUCCGCAGCAGCAAAGGCUCUCCGCAACACCACCACCACCACCACCACCACCACCCGUCCUCCCUGCUGCCCCAGAACCACCACCAGCACCAGCAGCAGCAGCAGCAGCAGCAGCAGCACUACCAGCUACCCUACAUGGGGCACACUCACUUCCCCUUCCCCUACCCUGCCCCACCGGGCUCCCCGCAGCCAGAGCUGGGGCUCCAGUACCCCCAGCACACGCACUCACCCCUCACCCGUGUGGCCAGCAACCCCACCUUCCCCACCACGGACUCGCCGUCCUCGGGGUCCCCCAGACAGACCCCCGGGACCAUGACCCCCCCGGGGCCCCAGCAGCAGCAGCAGCAGCAGCAGCAGCACGCCAACAUGUGGCCCGCCCACUCGCAGCCCCUCUUCUCCCUGGCCAACGUCAUCUCCAUGGCGAUGAGCAUGGCGCAGUCCUUCAUCCCCGCGUCGGGCCAGGGCCUGGCGUCCAUGCCGGGGUACCACCCGCAGCUGGCCCAGCACCCCCACCAGCACCCCCACGGGCCCCACAUGGGGGGCCCCUCGGGCUACGCGCCGCAGUUCCCGUCCCCCCCCACGGAGGGCCACUACCCCGGGGAGGGGGACUUGUGCUUCAGCCCCGAGCCCCCGCAGUACCAGGGGGACGGGGGCGGGUUUGGGGGCUGGACCAGCCCCGCCUCGCCCCCGACCAGCUCCUCCAUGCCCUCCACGCCGCCCCGAGGCCCCCAGGAGGGCCGCGGUGGCCCCCGCCCCGACGGCUCUCCCCCCCUGGUCCAGGACGACCUGGGAGGCGGGGGGCGACUCCACAUCCACGAGGACCACCCUUACUCCGCCCCGCUGCCGCCGCCGCCCCCCCAGGCCCAGGCCCAGAGCUCCAGCUCGGGCUCGGAGCCCCGGUCCUCCUCCAGCCUGUCCCCCUCCCCCCCGGAGAGCCCGGAGAGCACGUUAUCGUCCGUCAGCCCCCAGUGUCACCCUCCGAUGCCUCAGAUGACCGCCAGUCCUCCCAGACCCACGGCCCCCUCCACGGACCCUCCCGCUACUGAACGCCGACUCGGGCCGGUGACGGUGGGCCGCUUCCAGGUGACCCCCAGCUCGGAGGCCGUCGCCACGGCUGCAAGACCCUCAGCGGUCCCCCCGGCCAGACCCCCUACAGCCCCCGGGGCCCGACCAACGACGGCCCCUGGGGCCAGAACCCCUACGGUCCCCGGGGCCCGAGCCGCGACGGCUGCAGGGGCCAGACCCGCGGUGGUCCCCGGGGCCAGACCCGCUACGGUCGCCGGGGCCCGAGCCACGGCGAUCCCAGGGGCCCGAGCCACGACGAUCCCAGGGGCCCGAGCCACGGCGAUCCCAGGGGCCCGAGCCACGACGAUCCCAGGGGCCCGAGCCACGACGAUCCCAGGGGCCCGACCGGGAGGCGGCUCCAGCAGCUCCUCGUCCGAGAGCAGCACCGAGGAGCAGGGCGGCUCGGAGACCAGCCUGGGCACCUCCCUCACCAUGUCCCCCCCGCAGCCCUGUCCCGUCAGACCCCCGACCCAGGACGCCCCCCAGGACGGCCGCAACGCCGCCGCAACCGCCGCCGCCGCCGCCCCGGAGCACGGCCAGGCCGCCGCCGCCGACGACGAGGAGGACGACGAAGAGGAGGACGACGAAGAGGAAGGAGGGGGAGGGAGGCCCGCGGAGACGAAGGAGCGUCCGCGGGCGACGCAGGCCGGGAGCGCCAGGAGGCGGAGCCGCAAGCGCACGUGCAGCCUGAGCCUGCUGGGCACGUCGGCGGACAGCGGGCUGUCGGUGACGGCGGCGGACGCCGAGGGCGGCGGCCGGCUGUGGGACGGGGGCUCGGGAAGCCCCCAGUACACCAACGCGCUGCACCACCUGUGGACCAUGACGUACAGCCGCAGCGCGCCCUACGUCAGCAGCGACGACACGGAGAGCAGCGAGAGCGAGAUGCUGGAGGAGCUGCAGGAGCUGCGGGAGAAACACCUGUCGGAGGUUCAGACCCUGCAGGCGGCCCAGAAGAGGGAGAUCGAGGAGCUGUACGCCAAGAUGGGGAAGGUGCCCCCCCCGGGCAUCGUGUCCCCCGCCGCCAUGCUGUCCAACCGCCAGCGCCGGCUGUCAAAGAGCAGUGGCGUGCCCCCCUCGCGGCGGAACAGCCUCCAGCGCGUGGACAUGGGCCCGCUCCAGGGCAUCAUCAGGAGGAACUCCCUGGGCGGCGGCAGCAGCAGCAGCAGCAGCUCACAGGACAAACCAAGCAAAGGGGUGACCUUCUCCACGGACAUCAAUAGAAUGUAAGAACCUUCAGCCCAGCAAGCGUUCACAUCCGGACUACCUCAUCCGAGUAAUGACUGCAGCGGUCAAACGGAUCCUUACGCUCAUUCUCAAUCGGUUCACUGACACCAGAAAUUUAUUCCUGUCAUCUCUGAAGACAGUACAAGCCCUCGAACACAAGGCACUGUCACUGUCAACAGGGAUUCAUCUCCACAAUCUCUACAUCUUAUUGACACAGGAACCAAAGCCCCUAGAUUGGGACCGGUGAAUUCAUUGCAAAGGUGGCUAUCAACUACCUACUAAACUAUUCACGUGGUUAUCUCAAGACUUGGACCAAACCAAAAAACAAAAGGAGAGCUGAUCUCAUGUGAAUUUGCUUUAAACAGAUUGCUGAACCGUGUGUUCAAUUCAACGUUAGUGUUUUGUGAAUAUGGAGGGAUCAAAGCUGCUGUAUUAAGCCAACUCGAUUCAUUUUUUAUUUCUUCUUGUUUCUGUCUCACUGCCGCUGACGUUUGACUGACCUUGGUAAAGGUUUGGGAUAAUGAGAGGCAACGUGCUGCAGUCUAUUUAUGAAACAGUGCUUUCUGAGUGUAGCCUCUGUGGAAGACAAUAUUAUUUGUAUAGUUAAUGCCUUCCUAUUACUGGAAAGAGAUUGUACAUUUCAGCCUAAUUACAUGUUGAUCACAUGUAUUUCGAAAAGCUUUAUCAUACUUUACCUAGUCUAAAAAGGUAUUUGUGGGGAUAUUUUAUCAAGCACAAGGGCUUCAGGAUAUUGAGGCUUAGCUAGGAUUCUGAAAUAUGUACUCGCAGCAGACUUCUGUUGAGUAGUCUUGGAAGGCUAUUGUGAUCUUGUGGGUUCCCAUUAUGUUCCCCUCUGAGGAUUAGGAUGUGAUCUGUUGAGCGCGUCAACACCCAAUGAAGACGCUGACAAUCAGCACUCUGAAAGUGUUUGCUUAACCGUGUGAGUUUCAUCUGUUAUCCUUCUCCUAGAUUAAGAUCAUUGUAUAGCUGUUAGAUAAAAUAGAACAAGUUAAAUGGCAAUAAAAAAAAGUGGACUUUUCUUAAAUAGCAAUGGAACAAAUUGUUUUGUUUUUAUUUUAUUUGGGAUUUGACCGCUGGCCUUCCCUUUGUAAUGUGUAUUUUUGCAUUAUUUAAAAUAUUUUUGCUUAUAGCCUUAUGAGGAAACUAAAGAUCUUUUCAACUAUAUAUUUCUUGCGUAAGCAAAAUCAACGGACUUGUUGCCUGAUAGAUUAAGCACCUUCUGCACUUUAGUCCUUUAUAUUUGCUCUUAUACGUGUACAAAAACGUGUAAAAUAAUAUCGGACAACAAAUGUGUUCUGGUUCGUUUAAUCUUUUUCCUCUUGGGGUGUCUUUUCUUCACAGAGAACUCAAUUAUAUUAUUCCAAAUGGAUGAAACAAAAUGUUGUGUAUACUUCCACUAUAUGAACUGCAAUCCCAAGGUUAAAGUUUGCUAGUAUUUUGUUGUAUAUAGAGAUCUUUAAAAGCUGUGAACCUCUAGCCGUUGCCUUAGUUACAUGAAACACUCCCCUCCCUCCAGAUAUCUGUUUUAAGAUUUCCGUAAUAUAUUCAAAAGAGAACCUUAUGCAUCUCUACAUUUUAAAUGUAAAUAUUGAAUUGUAUUUCUCUUUAAUGCUGCUGUCCUUUCAGGCUGAAUCUGUGCCUUUCUUUUUGCGAUGUCUUAUUUUAUAUCGUAACCCAUGACAUUGGAGGCUGGAUCAAGCUCCAUGAAUUAUAUUUUGAGAAAUUGAAUAAAUGUUAUUGCAAUUAC
This is a messenger RNA of Gadus morhua (Atlantic cod), 4337 nucleotides long. RefSeq names its product basic proline-rich protein. The transcript has 8 exons. NCBI's taxonomy places the organism in Eukaryota, Metazoa, Chordata, Actinopteri, Gadiformes, Gadidae. The record is from RefSeq and is a predicted model, not a curated record. Bases 101 to 2572 code for a protein of 823 amino acids.